Molecule: messenger RNA, 2625 nt
Organism: Symbiodinium natans
Lineage: Eukaryota; Dinophyceae; Suessiales; Symbiodiniaceae
Source: the annotation of a GenBank genome assembly
AUGCCAUCACCCUCACCACUUGUGAGCUGUGCAGUUCUUGUGUAUGCUUUGCAGUGCACCUUGCAGCUCUGCAGUGCCCAGUUGGCCGAGCACAUCACGCCGAACAGAAUUUGGCCAGAAGAUGCACCCAUCGACAGCGAUUCCCUUGCCACAAGUACCGAGUUUGUUUGCGACCGGGUUCCUUCUCGCAGACCAUCCGUUAUUCAACGAGGGCUGGAAUAUCCAGUUCCGAACUUGGCAAGGGAUCCGCCAGGCGGCAGCGGUUCUUUGGCAAACAUAUUGCAGGGCCUGCGGCAUGAGCAAGUUGGAAACAUAUUUUCUCAGACGCAGGUGCGCUGUGGCCAGUCUCCAUCAGAAGAGCUAUCAGACUGUGAACAAGCGUGGGUGGACUACAUCAUCUCAUUGGCAGUUCCCUAUGGAAUUCCAUUGGCCCUAUCGGUGCUUUUGUUCCUCCUGUGGUUCACAUGCUGUUUUGUAGCCUGUUGCAGAUGCUGCAGACAAAUGCUGUGCUGCAAAGAGAAGAAGGAGCCGACAAAGACAUCACGGGUUUACGUCAUCAUCGGCGUUGUGCUGUGGAGCGGUGCAAGCGCAUUCCAGGUGGCGCUUUGCUCUUCUAUGAUAGAAGCCAGUCAGACCUUGCACGACUCUGUGAACUGGAGCCUUUGUGUUGCACAUCAUUUUGCGGCUGAAGUAUUGCACGGUUCAACUUGGUUCCUUGGCACGGAGCCUGCUCUACGUCGAUUCAACAGUGUUGGAAUUGCUCUUGAUGCAGACAGUGUUGCCAGCAAGACACUUCGCAGGGUCAUGGCAAACACAGAGGAGUUUGCCAAAAAGCACGACCUGCUCUUGCGCCGGCUCAGGCACAUGUCAAAUAAUUUGGAGGCAGUCGGACUCGGCCAAAGACUGUUUGACCAUCGCUGCGUCUUCUGUAAUUUAGCGAUGGGUGCGGAUGCGACCGCCUCCCUUCCACCGGGAUACCCUGCAGCCGGACUACUGCAUGCUUUGGAGUCAGAAAUCGUGGCUUCAUCUUCGCAGGCGGCAGCUACCAUACGACAUAUAGCUGCGAGCCAUUUAACGAAGCAGAAUCUCACAAAUUUGGCACAAUCCAUGAAAUAUGCAAACAUUUCCUUCAGCUUGUUCAAUGAGGCCGUCGUGAAGGAAGCUGUAGCGAAUCUAUGGGUCAAGAACCGACCCCACAUAGACACUGUGGAAUCAAUCCGGCACCUGUUGUUUGUGUCUGUGUCCGUUUUGGCUGGUCUUGGUGCGAUCAUUGGUUGGGCAGCGUUUCUUCGCACCCGUUUUAAAUACGCAAAGAUGGGUGAAGACCCUCUUGCGAGGCCUCCCAGCGGGAGGCUACAUUUGGUCUCAUGGUGUUGCGCGUUUUUGCACACGGUCCUCGCCUUAACGCUCGGGUCCAGUCUUUUUAUUCUCACCAUUCCGGUGGCUGAAACUUGCGUAUUCGUUCGUGGGGAGUUGCUGACAUUCGAAGGCUUGGAACGGUACGCUUCGGUGUUUGGUGUUUAUCUUACGGAUGAAGACACAAAUGAGGCAAGGGCAGCCACUGAGGCUGUGAGGCUUGCUCAGACCUGCUUGUCCCAAAACCGGACUGGCGACAUGCUUUUGGCCAUCGGAUUGGGUGGUACCAAGCUGGAUUUUCAAAGUGAACUCGCCGAGAGUUUUUAUCAGCUCGAUGACCGGCUGGCGGAACCUCCUCUGGGUGUGCAGUCUGGAGAUCAUCUUCAAAGGUUGGUUGACGCAGCACAGGACUUCGGUGGCACUUUCUUGCUCGAUCCUCUUGAGCCGGACAAUGCAACAGGUUCCUAUGGGAAGUUGGACCUCGGAUCGAAUGUAGAAGGCCUGCUUCUGAACUCUGGGCUCACGCCUGAUGAUCAGAUCGCUCCUGACAGUGUCACAUCCAUACGUGGCCUCAACACCUAUGCAGAGCUCAUCGCAGGGCCUGGGCAAUACCGGUUUAUCUCGGGCACUUCUGGCGGAGGUUUUGUGAUCUCUCCUACUCGGCCCUCGGAAUCUGAACUCGAAUCGCUGCCAACACAUGUUCGCAAUGCCCUUCGCUAUGCACAGAACAAGGAGAGGCUGUUGGCUGCAGAUGCCCUGCAGUGCAAUACAAUGUCUGACGAUGGGCAGGUUCAUGUCCGAGCCUGCGGCGUGGACGAAUUCCAUAACCACAUGGUAGCCGAGGCCGUGUUGCUCAAGGAAACAAUGGCAGCAACAUCUGAGAUGGCCAACGCAGUCCAGGCUAAUACUAUCUCCCGUGGGGCCGCCCAGAGUAUGGCGCAAGCCUUGGCUGCUUUUGUUGGCCUGGUCGUUCAGUACAAAGUCUGGCGCCGACUGAAGGACAACAAGACCUUGCUCGAUGAACUUGACCGCUACGAAAAGAAGCUCCAGCAACACAUGAGACAGCUGAUGCAGAUGGAUGCAGCUCCACAAGAGCAGCUUGGCCUGAGUGUUGGCACACUUUACUUUGAAACAGGCGGUUCCCAUUGCUUGUUGUAUUCAACAAUCACGACACGCUCCUUUUUCAAAGCGCAAGUCGCAUUGGUUCGACUGUCAGCACCGACCAAUGCCCUCAAGUUUCGUGUUCACCGGAAAGUUGACCACGAGUAG